Prunus avium (sweet cherry) is the source of this 1090-nucleotide messenger RNA. Its product is annotated as Ubiquitin-conjugating enzyme family protein. The record is from RefSeq and is a predicted model, not a curated record. Gene Ontology annotation, molecular function: protein binding. Lineage: Eukaryota; Viridiplantae; Streptophyta; Magnoliopsida; Rosales; Rosaceae.
AGAAAAUAAGAAUUUAUAAACUUAAAAUAAUCGAUAAGAUAAGAAGAGCAAAACGCAGCGUCUCGAGUGACAUAGGUUUUCUUGAGCUCGUGUAGUGUGGCUGAUUUGGUUCGGAGACACCUCUGAGGAGCGAGAAGAGCCAAAAUCAGACAAGCAUAUCAAGAUCAUGACGGACUAUAUACAAGAGCAGGAGAUGGAAAUUGAAGCGUUGGAAGCAAUACUUAUGGAUGAUUUCAAAGAAAUUCACUCGGGUGAGAGUGGGUUAAACACUUCCAAGAGGUGUUUUCAAAUAAAAGUAACUCCAGUGGAUGAUGAGGCAGAUGAAGUAACAACUGCUCCAGUUCAGCUGGCUUUGAUUUUCUCACACACAGAAAGAUAUCCAGAGGAGCCUCCGCUUUUGAAUUUGAACAGUUUACGUGGUAUACAAGGAGAACAUCUUAGAAUUUUGAAAGAAAAGCUUCAACAAGAGGCAUCUGAAAAUCUUGGUAUGGCUAUGAUCUACACACUAGUUACAUCAGCUAAAGAAUGGCUUUCUGAGCAAUAUUGUCAAGACACUAGUAUUGAGGAUGCUGAAGCAGAAGAAGCAGCAAAGGAUGAUGUAAUUGUACCACAUGGAGAACCUGUUACUGUUGAAACAUUUCUGGCAUGGAGAGAGAUGUUUGAAGCAGAAUUGGCACUUGAGCGAGCCAAGUUAAUGCCUGAGGCUGCGCUUUCAGCACCCAAGGAAAAGAGGCUCACAGGUAGACAAUGGUUUGAAAGUGGAAGACAUGCUGUGAAAGGAGCAGCCCCAGCCACUGAAGGGUCUGAUGAAGAAGAUGUGGAAGACAUCGACUUCGACGAUGAUGAUUUUGAAGAUGAUGAAGACGAUAUGCUUGAACAUUAUUUGGCUGAGAAAACCGACUCGUCAUCCCACUCUUCCAAGAGAGAGACUAACUAGAGCACCAUCCAAUGAAGUAUGCGCCUGCAUUUGGCUUUGUCUUCAUAUGUAUUUUGCGCCUGGCUUUAGGCGUCGAGGACAAAUAGGACAUGUGGUUUUAUGACUACCAUUAUUUUUUGUAGAGAGCUGAGAGAAGAGUGGAUUUUGCAAAAA